This is a messenger RNA of Gongylonema pulchrum, 264 nucleotides long. The record is from the annotation of a GenBank genome assembly. NCBI's taxonomy places the organism in Eukaryota, Metazoa, Nematoda, Chromadorea, Rhabditida, Gongylonematidae.
AUGGAAAUCCUGACACUGAACGGCAAUAAUCUGAGCACACUGGGCCAACUUGCGCCUAUGCCCAGUCUGCGAGUUCUGAGGCUUGCUGAAAAUCCAUGGCUUUGUGACUGCCGUUUACGGUGGAUGAAAAAGCUUGUUUCUGGACCACGUCCACUUGCACAAAAUACGCGAUGCCAUCGGCCAGCACAUUUUCAUAUGCGCACCCUGGAGAACGUCGAUGUAGCGGUAUUGUAUACUUUUAAUACUUAUUCAAAACAAAAAUAA